CUCUCUUUCUCUCUCUCUCUGCUCGCCCCCUUCUCCCUCCUCCACCUCCCCCCUCCUCCUCCUCCUCCUCCUCCUCCUCCCUCCUCUUCCUACCUGAUUCAGAUCCGCUCCGGCGCUAUGCGUGUGACCGCGUCUCUCUCUGCAAGGCGAGCUCCACCAGAGAGACCCGCACGCUGCUGCCUCUGCCGCCGCUGACCGAGAGACCCAGACGCCGGCUCAAGAGCCACCAGGGCCGGGAAACAGAAGCGGGAGACGCCGCCGCUUGAUGGAGGACAAGGUGGACGAAAUUACCGCGUAAAAAAAAGACUUGGCCCCGGAUAGAGUGAUCCGCAUCGUGGCGUCCCAUUCGUCAUCCUCUUCCUCUGCUUAGCCAAGCGUCCACGUCGCCAAGCUCCAGUCCUCCGUCUCUCCUUCCUCCUCCUACACUGAAACUGGCAAACUUUUCUUUCACACUUUUGUCUUCUCUCCCUCUCUGUCGUCUUCCUCCGUCUUUUAUUCCCUCCCUGACUGUGAGCGGGCCAUGGCGUCUAAACUGAACCCCAACGUCCUGUACGUGGCGGAGCCCGGCGAGCCGCUGGGGUCGCCGCAGGCCGACUCUGAGCGGACCCACAUUGCUGGAGAAGCUGGAGAAGAGUCAUCCGACAGCGACGGGGAACAAGAGGAGACGUCGCACAAGUUGAUCCGCAAAGUGUCGACCUCGGGACAGAUAAGGGCAAAGAAAAGUGUGAAGGAGGGGAUACUCUUAAAGCAGACCAGUUCUUUUCAGAGAUGGAAGAGGAGGUACUUCAAACUCAGAGGGAGGACACUCUACUAUGCCAAAGACUGCAAGUCUCUGAUCUUCGAUGAAGUGGACCUAUCAGACGCCAGUGUGGCCGAGACCAGCACCAAGAACAUCAACAACAGCUUCACAGUGAUCACUCCAUUCCGCAAACUAAUGCUGUGUGCCGAGAGCAGGAAGGAAAUGGAGGACUGGAUCGGCGCUCUCAAGUCCGUCCAGAAAUGGGAAACCUACGAGGCCAGCCAGUUCAACAUGGAGCAUUUCUCCGGGAUGCACAACUGGUACGCCUGCUCUCACGCCAGACCGACCUUCUGCAACGUCUGCAGGGAGGCUCUGCCAGGCGUCACCUCCCACGGCCUGUCCUGCGAGGUUUGCAAGUUCAAGGCUCAUAAGCGCUGUGCCGUCCGCUCCACCAACAACUGCAAAUGGACCACACUGGCCUCCAUAGGAAAUGACAUCAUUGAGGACGAGGAAGGGGUGUUCAUGCCCCACCAGUGGCUGGAAGGCAACCUUCCGGUCAGUGCCAAAUGUGUGGUGUGUGACAAGAACUGUGGCAGCGUGCGGCGGCUGCAGGACUGGCGCUGCCUCUGGUGCAAAGCCAUCGUCCACAACAGCUGUAAAGAACAAAUGGGGAAGGUGUGUCCCCUGGGUCAAUAUCGAGUGUCAAUCAUCCCUCCCACUGCACUUAACAGCAUCGACUCAGAUGGCUUCUGGAACGCCACCUCAGCGUCGUGCUCCAGCCCUCUGCUGGUCCUCGUUAACUCUAAAAGCGGAGACAACCAGGGGGUGAAGUUCCUCCGCAAAUUCAAGCAGCUCCUCAACCCGGCUCAAGUCUUUGACCUGAUGAACGGGGGACCAGAGCUCGGCCUGCGCCUUUUCCAGAAGUUUGUGACGUUUCGUAUCCUGGUGUGCGGAGGAGACGGCAGCGUGGGCUGGGUGCUCUCAGAGCUGGAUAAACUCAACCUCCAUAAACAGUGCCAGCUGGGCGUGCUGCCUCUGGGCACGGGGAACGACCUGGCUCGCGUGCUGGGCUGGGGGGGGCUCUGUGACGACGACGCUCAGCUGCUGCAGAUCCUGGAGAAGCUGGAGAGAGCCACCACCAAGAUGCUGGACCGAUGGAGUGUGAUGACGUACGAGGUGCCCACCAGCACCAAGCGCACCCCGACGGUGAAGGAAGACGACAGCCUCGACUCUCCCCUGCAGGUCCACAUCACUCAGUAUGCAGACUCCGUGGCCUCCCACCUCGCCAAGAUCCUGGACUCGGACAAACACAGCGACGUCAUUUCCUCGGCCAAGUUCCUGUGUGGGACGGUGAAUGAUUUUGUGGCGGAGGUGGGGAAGGCGUACGAGAGAGCCACGGAGAAUAAGGAGGAGGCAGACGCCAUGGCAAAGAAGUGCUCAUUGCUGAAUGAGAAGCUCGAUUCCCUCGUCAAGGCCUUAAGCGAGGAGGCGGAGGCUCAGGUGGUGCCAGCAGGUUCUGUGCCGAGCCAGGAGAGCGGCGACUCGAGCCCGAUCGAGAGCGGCGGUGAGUCGGGAUCAGAGGGGAAAACGUACCGGUCCAAGGAGCAGCUGAUGCUCCGGGCCAACAGCCUGAAGAAAGCCCUGAGGCAGAUCAUCGAGCAGGCGGAGAAAGGUACCAUGGUGGACGAGCAGAACCGACACACGCAGGUCCAGAGGAUGUCGUCCUCUUCCUCCAUCAAACGGGAGAACAGCGAGGAGCUGAAGGACGCCGAGCCACGUCCAGGAAGCUUGAGUCCCACCUCCCCCAUUGUCCUUGAGAAACCAGAGAGCGUCCACACGGUCACCUUCAGCGAGGACACUGUACAAUGCUCAGAGAAGUGUGUGAUGAACAACUAUUUCGGCAUCGGCCUGGACGCCAAGAUCUCCCUCGAGUUCAACAACAAGAGGGACGAGCACCCGAAGAAAUGCAGCAGUCGCACCAAGAACAUGAUGUGGUAUGGCGUCCUGGGGACCAAAGAGCUGGUCCAGAAGACGUACAAGAACCUGGAGCAGCGGGUUCAGCUGGAGUGUGACGGUGUCCCCAUGUCUCUGCCGAGUCUGCAGGGCUUGGCUGUGCUCAACAUCCCCAGCUAUGCAGGCGGCAUUAACUUCUGGGGCGGCACCAAGGAGGACAAUAACUUCGGCGCUCCGUCAUUCGAUGAUAAGAAGCUGGAGGUGGUGGCGGUGUUCGGCAGCAUGCAGAUGGCCAUGUCCAGAGUCAUCAACCUGCAGCACCACCGCAUCGCACAGUGCCGCCAGGUGAAGAUCACCAUCCUGGGGGAGGAGGGCGUCCCGGUGCAGGUGGACGGGGAGGCGUGGAUCCAGCCGCCGGGCAUCGUGGAGAUCACCCACAAGAACCGGGCACAGAUGCUCACCAGAGACAGAGCGUUCGAGAGCACCCUGAAGUCGUGGGAGGACAAGAGGAAGAUUGACAGCUACCGAGACAGCAGACCCCGCCUUAACUCGCAGCAGUCCAUGGAGUACCUGACGGAGGAGGAGUGCGCUCAGGUGCAGCAGCUGGGCAUCGUGGCCGACACGCUCAUUAACAAAAUCCGUGAAGCUGCCAAGACCCACAAGCUGGUGGAGCAGGAGCUGGCUCAUGCCGUCAACGCCACGGCGGCGGUGCUCACCGAGGCCAAACUGUCCAGCCCUGAGGGUUUGAGUCGCAGCACGGCGGUGGAAAUCGUGAACAGCAGUAAAGUCCUGCAGGCGGAGACCAGGAUGCUGCUGGAUGGAAAACUACUGUCGGAGUCUCCAGAGGAAGAGGAGCUCCGGUCGACCCUGAACAGCCUCAGCGCCGAGCUCCACAAGCUGGACGACAUCCACUGGAUCUGUCCGCUCAUGCAAUGCUCUGAGGAGGACUCGGUGAGGGGCAGCAGUAAGAGCAGCAGCAGCAUGAAGCUGAAGAUCAUACCCAAGGUGAAGAAGGACCGAGAGAAGCUCCACAAGCAGAAGUCCAACAGCUCCCUCUCAGGAAAUUGGGAAAUCAAAGGCGGGGCAGUUGAAGCUGACUCCUCGGGCAAUUAAAGUCCUGCAUUGAGGUGCUUAAACACUGCCCACCCUGUGAUCGUGACACCCAGGGGUGAGGAGCACCCCCUUCCUGUCCUCCUCCCCUCUUACUGCGAUACCCAGUGGCCUGACAGAGGUGCGAGGGAGGAAAGGAAAACCAUCUUCCCAACUUUUACGCAUCUUCCUCCCUGCUUGUUUCCACUCCGCUCUGCAGGGAGGGGUUUUGUUUCCUUUUUUGUUUUGUUUCUUCUAUUUAUCGAUUUUGAAAGAGGGGGCUGGAUUUGCAUCGCAUUGCUCCACCAUCGGCGUUCGUCACGUGGCCGGCGGCAAAUCAAACUAAGAUCGAGGGGAGGCGUGAAAUGAGAGCGAUCUCGCAUACGUUGGGUUUUUUUUGUUGACAAAGAAUUGUGUUUACGUGGUGAUCUCCGUGCAUGUCGAGUGCAGCCAUGUUGUUUUAUUUCUAUCAGUUGUUACAAUCUUCUAAUUCUUUUUCCUCUCUCUAACUUUAUUUCCGAACAGCCUUUGAGAGACUUUCGAAAGAGUAUUUAUUUCUCGUUGCUACUGCCAUGAGAACUCAAACGGCAACAAACUGAACAAACAUCUCAACCUUAUCAUCUACUGAACAGGGGUGUGUGUGUGUGUGGGGGGGGGGGGGGGGGGAAUAUCUUUAAAUGUUGCAAAAAAAAUGUACUGAGGAAUGUACUCGUGUGGACUUGUAUUAACCUGUGAAUAUUGUUCAAUGAUAAAUCAUAUAAGGUUUCACAAAGGUUCUGCUGUUGUGGUUCUAAAGUGGUUCUUAAUAGGCUGUUGUCUGACUUGUGUGAUCCGAGGCUUUUAGUACGAGUCAUUUCAUCUGGAAAUCAGCCUUACAAAGUUACUCGCGUGGGUGUCAAACACGCUCAUCCCAUUGGUUUUUAAAGAACGUUUUUCAGUACAGCACCAGGUGAAAUGACUCAGUAAGUGAUUUUUUUUUUUGCCAGUGGAAGGAGGAAGCAUCAAGGAAACAUUACAGUAUAAUACUUUGCCAUACUCCUGAUUGUAUAUGUCAACAAAAAGUACUUGAUUUUGCCUCGUCUGUGGUUAAAGCUACUAUGAAUAUA
Molecule: messenger RNA, 4887 nt
Organism: Eleginops maclovinus (Patagonian blennie)
Lineage: Eukaryota; Metazoa; Chordata; Actinopteri; Perciformes; Eleginopidae
Product: diacylglycerol kinase delta
Exons: 31
Coding region: 521-3805 (1094 amino acids)
Biological process (GO): intracellular signal transduction; lipid phosphorylation; diacylglycerol metabolic process
Molecular function (GO): ATP-dependent diacylglycerol kinase activity
Source: RefSeq, a predicted model, not a curated record